AUGCUCUUUGGUUUCACGUUCAGAAUCGAGUAUCCGAUUUUAACCUGCCACUGCUGCACGUAUAUUGGAGCCCUGCAAGGCACAGCAGGGGUCAUGAGCAGCCAGCGGAGCUGUGGGGCCGUGGUUCUGCCUCCUUCCCGGUGCCGUGCCGGGUUCUGCGCUGCCCAGGGACGUGACAUCCACCUUUAUUUUAGGCUGCAUCCUCAGCUAAUUGAGCGUGCGCUCCCCGGAGCUUCACCUCCAGCUGGCCUUAGGUGCACUCCUAGGAGGUGUGGAAGAGGCGUCACUGAUGCAGUGAUCACGAGGGAGGAAGCUGAGAGAAUCCGGAGGAUAGCGGAGAGGGGCCUCUCCUUGGGAGGAUCUGAUGGAGGGGCUUCUAUUUUGGAUUUACACUCCGGAGCACUUUCACUGGGGAAGCAUUUUGUCAAUCUGUACAGGUACUUUGGGGACAAAAUUCGAGACAUCUUCACAGAAGAGGAUUUUGCAUUAUAUCGUGACGUGAGGCAGCGAAUCCAGCAGAGAAUUGCGCAGGCGUUCGGGAUCAGCCCUGCCGUGCUCUACCUGACGAAGCCGACCUUCUUCUCCAGGAUAAACACCACGGAGGCCAAAACGACGCACGAUGAGUACUGGCACCCCCAUAUUGACAAGGUCACUUAUGGCUCCUUUGACUAUACGUCAUUGCUUUAUCUGUCUGACUACGCUGAAGACUUUGGUGGCGGAAGGUUUGUGUUUAUGGAUACAGAUUCCAACAAGACUGUCGAGCCCCAAGCAGGCCGGGUUUCCUUCUUCACCUCUGGAUCGGAGAAUCUUCAUCGGGUGGAAAAGGUUCGCUGGGGCACUCGCUAUGCCAUCACCAUCUCCUUUACUUGCAACCCCGACCACAGCAUUGGGGAUCCAGUCUUGACGUGAUUCUUCCUGG
Tinamus guttatus (white-throated tinamou) is the source of this 919-nucleotide messenger RNA. The record is from RefSeq and is a predicted model, not a curated record. NCBI's taxonomy places the organism in Eukaryota, Metazoa, Chordata, Aves, Tinamiformes, Tinamidae.